AUGGCCACAUCCAGACUAUGGCUCAACUACCUUCUUGUUGGCCUGAGCUGUCUCUUUUCAAUCGCUAUUUCUCAAUUCCCUCCACGUGUCGCCAAUGACACCAUAAUCAACAUCUCUUCACCAAUAAACUCAAACAUCACCAUCUCAUACAAGAGCGUCCCCGUUGGUACAUGUACCACCGUUUUUCGUACUCAAAAGCAAUAUUCUGGCUUCAUUACGUUGCCACCUGAUGUCCUAGAUCCCAGUCAAGGUAAUUACACCAUCAACACUUUCUUCUGGUUCAUCGAGGCAAGGCAGUUGCCGGAAACGGCCCCUUUAACCAUCUUCAUCAAUGGCGGCCCGGGUUCGAGCAGCAUGGUUGGUCUUUUUCAAGAGGUCGGUCCAUGUCAGAUGGUAGAGAUCUCUAAAGAUCGUCUAGGAACCACGGCUCGGGACUGGGGAUGGGAUCGUGGAAGCAAUCUGAUUUUUCUUGAUCAGCCUGUCCAGGUCGGAUUUUCAUAUGAUACAGCUACUAAUGCCUCUUUAAACCUUCUUGAUGAAACACUUCAGAUUCCGCCGGGCACAAAACCUGUCAUGCAGCCAGAAACUACAUUUAUCAACGGCACAUUCGGCUCUGGAAAUCCUGCUUUCACUGCCAACACCUCACAGAUCGCUGCGCAGUCCAUUUGGCACUUUCUGCAAACCUUCUUGACGGCAUUUCCAGAGUAUAACACUGACCUGCGUCAUGAGGCCAAAUUGCCAGUCGCUGAGGUACAUCUCUUCACCGAAAGCUAUGGCGGAAAAUAUGGACCUGCUGUGGGUUUGUUCUUCAGGUCACAAAACGAUCGACGGCGGCAUGAUCUGGAUUACGCUAACAGGACUAUUGAGGUGAGCCUCAAGUCCUUGGGAAUCAUUAAUGGAUGGGUUGACUUGCUCACGCAAGCACCUUUUCAUCCCCAAUUUGCAUACCAGAAUUCGUACGGCAUCGAGGCUAUUUCACAACUUCAACAGUUGAACACUCUGAGCUCGUAUAGGGGGGCCAAUGGUUGUCAGCAGGCAACACUUGAAUGUCGAGCUUUAUCAAGUGCCCUUGAUCCACUUGCAAACGGAAACAUUCCACAAGUAAACAAGGCCUGCUCAACAGCUCAAUACAUCUGCCAAACCCAAGUCAUUGGCCCGUACACCCUUUCAGGUCGAUCUAUCUAUGAUAUAUCGCAGAAGAUGCUUGAUCCCUUCCCUCAAGCACUCUACCUUGAGUACUUGAAUCAAGUCUCUGUUCAGAAAGCACUUGGAGUUCCAGUCAAUUAUACACAAGACUCAUUAGCUGUGUUCACAGCAUUCAAUACGACGGGCGACUAUGCUCGUGGUGAUAUCAUUGCAGACCUGGUCGACCUUCUUCAAUCUGGAACACGGAUUUCUCUUAUUUAUGGUGAUCGGGACUACAUAUGCAAUUGGCUGGGAGGUGAGGAGGUCUCAUUCGCAAUAGCAGGCGCCGCUGGCGCUUCAUAUCUGCCUUGGUACUCUGCCGGCUACGCACCGAUCGUCACAAAUGCUUCCUACAUCGGUGGUGUUGUCCGCCAAUUCGGCAACUUGAGCUUUAGUCGGAUCUACGAUGCGGGUCAUCUGGUGCCAGCGUAUCAGCCAGAGACAAUGUUUACAGUAUUUGCUCGCAUAAUAGAGGGUGGAGAUAUCGGGACUGGAAACCCUAUUGACUUGUCCACAUUCACGACAAGUGGCGAUCGCAAUUCAACACAUACCAACUCCGCUCCUGCCAUGGCCGAUCCAACUUGUUAUUUGCGUGCCAUGAAUGCAACAUGCAACACAGACCAGAAGAACAUGAUUGCCAACAAUGCUGGAGUCAUCAUCAAUGGUGUUCUGUAUGAUAUGUUGGCUGAUUGGCAUGCUCCCGGCGCUGAUGCAACGACAAUGGCUGGUGUUCCAGGCACGGCUCCUCCAAGCAUGAUCACCAGCGCCCCACCCAUCACGAGAGUUUCCAGUGAUCCUCAAGGCAGUCCGAGUAUGAGAAGCAGCAUGACUCACAGCACAAGCCAUUCGGGCUCUGGAAUAGCAGUUACCAAUCCGACCAGAACAUCUGGCCUUCCAACCGGUGUUUACACCGCAACAGGCGUACCACCAACCUCCAGCAGCCCCAUCCCCUCGAGUGUUGCGGUUAUGAAGCGUCAAUUAACCCUUGCCGUCUUCUGCGAUGCGACGACCAUGAGAUUAUUCGGAUUCUGUUUGCAAGGACUGUUCCACGUUCUUAUCAUCUCUUCUGCUGUCCUCAUGUACUGA
This is a messenger RNA of Exophiala bonariae, 2271 nucleotides long. RefSeq lists its product as uncharacterized. The record is from RefSeq and is a predicted model, not a curated record. Gene Ontology annotation, molecular function: serine-type carboxypeptidase activity. Gene Ontology annotation, biological process: proteolysis. Lineage: Eukaryota; Fungi; Ascomycota; Eurotiomycetes; Chaetothyriales; Herpotrichiellaceae. The transcript has a single exon. Gene Ontology annotation, cellular component: fungal-type vacuole. The coding region runs from base 1 to 2271 and encodes 756 amino acids.